UUACUGACUCUUGUGGACUGGUAGAAACUAGAAGACGUGGAUUCCAUAGAGCAACAAAAAGCUAAGUGGUUUAGACUUCUGUUGCUUUCUCAUCAAGAAUAUCCUGCAAGUAAAUAGCCAAUCAGGGAAUGUUACCUCCAGGCUAAGCAUUAGGAAGAGAACAAGAAGGACACAACAGAGGGACCGGAAGCCAAGAGGGAAUGGCAUUUCAGGAGGACUAUGAAUCUGGGAUUAAGGAGAAACUUGAUUUGGAGGCGUAUGGAGACUCUUCAUUGAAGCAGUCUAACAUGUCCCUUGCAAGUGGAGACAGUAGCUCCUCCUCACCUGGGGAGGAGCCAAGAGGUACGGAGCCUGUGAAGUCACUCAUCUCCCACAAAGCUUCCCAUAAUUCAUAUGUGGAACUUCAUGAGCUGGUCAUGGACAAGAACAAUGAGUUUCGCUGGAUGGAAGCUUCUCGCUGGAUCAAACUGGAAGAGGACUUUGAGGAGAUGGGGCAAUGGGGGAGACCUCACCUUUCAUACUUGACUUUCCAAAGCCUUCUAGAAGUGCGCAAGGCUUUUAGCAAAGGAACUGUCCUUCUAGAUUUACAAGAAAGAAGUCUAGCUGGGAUUGCCAAUCAGGUGCUUUCCCAAAUGAUCUAUGAAGGAAAACUCAAGCCUGAUGACCAAGAGGUGCUUUUAAGAACUCUUCUACUUCAGCACAGUCAACCUAGUGAAUCAACUUCAUUAAACACUCUCUUGCCUGCGCGGGUACAACGAACAGAUGCCAAAGACACAACUGAACCACUGCUUCAAGAACAACAUCAAAUUGAGAUGAAAACCUUUUUUAAUGGCUCAGAGCAGGGAGAAUCAAGUCAUAGUGGUUUUAGGAAGCAGCUGUUAGAAAAAAUUCCUCCUGAUGCAGAAGCCACUCUGGGAUUGGUUGGCUGUGCCACCUUCCUGGACCGACCUAUUCUGGCCUUUGUACGCUUGAAGGAGGCUGUGGAGCUGGACUCUGUUCUGGAGGUUCCUGUCCCUGUCAGGUUCCUUUUUGUGGUUCUGGGCCCUGAUUCCCCCCACAUUAGCUAUCACGAAAUUGGGAGAGCCAUCUCAACUAUGAUGUCUGAGAGGGUAUUUCGCAAUGACUCCUAUUUGGCAGAAGGAAGACAGGACUUGAUAAAGAGUCUGGAUGAGUUCCUAGAUUGUUGCAUUGUCCUCCCACCCUCUGAGAUCCAAAGUGAAAGACUCCUCAAAAUGUUGCUGCCAGUGCAGAAGGAUUUCCUAAGGAAGAGGUACCUCCCAGUGGAGAAGAAACUGGAAGAGCCACUAAAAGACCUAGGGCACAAAUUGAAAGACAUCACAGCAGAAGAUUCGGGUGAUUCUUUACGCCGAACUGGAAAUAUUUUUGGGGGGCUAGUGAAAGACAUAAAACGUCGGUACCCCAAGUAUCUCAGUGACAUCAAGGAUGCUCUGAACCCACAAUGCCUGGCUGCAGUCAUCUUCAUCUACUUUGCUGCCCUUUCUCCUGCCAUUACUUUUGGAGGCCUACUUGCUGAAAAGACAGACCGUCUGAUAGGAGUCUCUGAGCUUCUACUCUCUACCGCAGUUCAGAGUGGACUCUUUUGCUUGCUGGGAGCUCAGCCCCUCCUUGUUGUGGGAUUUUCUGGCCCCCUUUUGGUCUUUGAAGAAGCUUUUUAUGCAUUUUGUACGGCUAAUGGCAUUGAAUAUAUUGUGGGAAGAGUCUGGAUUGGCUUUUGGCUGAUACUGAUAGUGAUAUUGGUGGUGGCUUUUGAGGGCAGCUUCCUGGUACGUUUCAUCUCUCGCUAUACUCAGGAGAUCUUCUCAAUCCUCAUCUCCCUCAUCUUCAUUCUGGAAACUUUCUUCAAACUCAUCAAGAUUUUUAAAGAGCACCCUCUGAAAGAAGCGUAUAAAAACGUCACUUUUUCCAGAGAUGAAGAUCCAAGGGAACCUGUACCAAAUACUGCUCUGCUUUCUCUUGUGCUGAUGGGAGGAACAUUUUUCAUUGCUUUCUUCUUACGGAAGUUCAAAAACAGCAGCUUUUUCCCUGGCAGGCUUCGUCGGGUGAUUGGUGACUUUGGUGUCCCCAUUGCCAUCCUUAUCAUGACAUUGGCAGACAAUCUUAUUAAAGAUACCUACACUCAGAAAUUGAAAGUUCCCAAAGGCCUUCAAGUCUCCAAUCCUGAAAAGCGGGAUUGGUUUAUCCAUCCAUUAGGAAAUGAAUUCCCCAAGUGGAUGAUGUUUGCUUCACUUGUGCCAGCUCUCCUGGUUUUCAUUCUCAUCUUCUUGGAGACACAGAUCACCACGCUGAUUGUAAGCAAACCUGAGAGGAAGAUGGUGAAGGGUUCAGGUUUCCAUCUCGAUCUCCUUCUUAUUGUUGGAAUGGGAGGUAUUGCACCACUUUUGGGUAUGCCCUGGCUGAGUGCCACCACAGUGAGGACUGUCACGCAUGCUAAUGCUCUGACAGUUAUGUCCAAGACUACCCUUCCAGGAGAAAAGGCCUGCAUCCAGGAGGUCAAGGAACAGAGGGUUACUGGCUUCCUGGUCGCUAUUCUUGUGGGCCUGUCCAUACUCAUGGAACCCAUCUUGAAGCUGAUUCCACUUGCAGUACUCUUUGGUAUCUUUCUCUACAUGGGGGUGACAUCUCUCAAUGGCAUUCAGCUAUAUGACCGCAUUCUUCUCAUGCUGAAGCCACCCAAAUACCAUCCAGAUGUGCCUUAUGUUACAAAAGUAAAGACCUGGCAUAUGCACAUAUUCACCCUCACCCAGAUUCUCUGCCUAGGAUUGCUGUGGGGAGUGAAAACCAGCCCAGCCUCUCUUGCCUUACCGUUUAUACUCAUUCUGACUGUCCCUCUUCGAUACUUCUUGCUCCCUGUCAUUUUCACAGACAUUGAGCUCAAGUGUUUGGAUGCUGAGGAUACUGAGCUGACUUUUGAUGAGACAGAAGGCCAAGAUGUCUAUGAUGAAGUCCAGAUGCCUGUUUGAGCACCGAGCUGCUGCUGCCACUAGGCAAAUGAGGAACCAAUUCCCACACACACACACAAACAUUGGAUAUCAGAAUCUGGAGGAAGAUAUCCAUAUAGCUAUAUAAUUAUAGUAUAUAUAUAUAUAUAUAUAUAUAUAUACAUACAUACAUUAAUUGCACAUGGCCAAACAUUCCAGUGGUGUAAAUAUAUAUGAUUGUCAACACAUGGAUCCUAUAGGAUUUAAGAAACAUAUUUUCCCCCAGUCAAUUAUAGUUCUAUAGUGAAUCUUAAUAUUUCUUUCUUAGGGUUUAGGAAAUAGACGUAUUUUCCCAGAAGGGGAAAAAAGUAGCAAGAUAUGCAAGAAUUGUUAAAAAGAUGAUACAAGUUAACAGUGGACUCCAUUUUUAAUGCAGCUAUAACCCAGGUAUUUCUCUUCUGUACGUGUGUGUUUGUGUGUGUGAAGCUUUAUCAGUCAUAGAGGAACCCAUCUACUUUUCUACCAAGAUAAGAAGCAUUUUUAUUACUCACAUUGCCAGACCAUCUACACCAAUGAAUAUCUGUAAUGUGUUUUGAAAAGUAAUGCUGAAAAUCCAUCACCGUUCUCUGAUGGACCAUCAGGAUGAAUACUUCAGAAUGCUGGAGUGGACUGAAGGAAAGAAGAAGAGGCAAUAAGCUCUUUCUUAACCACUGGAAUAGAAUAGGAAAAAGCUGGAGCAUGAAAAUGAGGCACAGAAGAAACACACAGAAUGUGCCAUAUUCAUAAUAGAAAGAAGCAACAAGCCUAACCUCAUGGUGAAAACCAGGAAUAGAAGUGGCAGAAAUAUCAGGUUUCAAGAAUCAAGAAUGCUCAUUUGAUGUGAAAUACUGACAGAUGAAAAAUCCAUCUCAGCUUGUCAAGCGGGGAUGACAUAUUUGAAAAAUUGGCUUCCUGGGAAAACUAGUAAUCUUUUUCUUUGAAGAUGGAAUUCAUUUUCUGUGAAUUCAUCUUACCCCCUUUCCCACUGAAACUUGAAGUAUGCUAAUAUGAUGAAGGCAUCAUCCAAAUGAUGAAGCAUCAUCCAAAAGUACAGUUCUACUCUGGCUAUUUAUGUUGCUUGCUUGUUCUUGUAAUUAAGUUUUAACAAAUGCUACUUUUUUCCCUUAAGCUGGCAUCUAUCUAAGUCUCUACCUGGGAAAUGUGCCAUUUGACAAAAAAUUAGUAUAUCCCAGAUUAUAAUAAUUAGAGCUGUAUAUUUGAAAGAGUAGGCAAGCCAACUUGGUGCAUAUUAACAUCCAGAGAUUCUUAGCUUCCAAUUAAAUAUCAAUUACUAGUCCUUAAGAAUAGAAAAAAAUAUGUAAAUUUCAUCAAUCAGUCCUUCCUUUCCCCCUCUUAUGAACCAUUCCAAACGUUCAAGUAUUCCUGCAUUCAAGAAGCCAUUCUAAGCUAAUGUCUGCAAAAAGGCUUAAUUUACAGACUGUUAUUGCAAAAUAGGGUUUAAUUUUUGCACACCUUGAUGUUUUACAUGCAAUCUAACAGUACUUACUACAUACAUAGCGUUAUAGAACUUUCUUCCUCUCUUACUUCAAGUCUCUAAUAUUGGGUGUUGUUCUGAAUCAAGCUUUGAGUCCUCAUUAAUUUUCACUUGCCCAAACACUUUACAAAUAGUCUUUGACAAUCCACGUUUUUCCUUCUCAGUAAUGUGACAUGUUGCUCACUGAAAGUUUGUCUUCUUAUGGGUUUUUCCCCCCACGAUUAUAGCAAUAACAAUGAAUAUAGGAUCUAUAUUAAUGCAGGAUCUAUAUACAUGCAGCAGGUUUCAUUUUCUCCUUAGAAUUUUUGAAAAUGUUUCUCAUGGUGGUAUGAAUUCAAUAUUGGUAAUAGUCAUUUCAGCAAUAUUAUUAUUUGUUAUUUCCUAAAAAAUAAUAAAGGUGCUAAACUCAACAAUAUCUGGAGUCCUUCAACUUGUCAAUGCCUGCCUUCUAACCCCUGGCAUGUAUAGCCUACCACUGUGUUGCUCAGUGAGUGAAAACUUUCUGUGCAUGACUAAGAUACUUUUCUUUAUUAUUUUACAUUAUACAGGAUGAAUCAUGGUUCUAACCAUGCACUGCUUAACAUUAAUUUGAUUACGAGAAGGACUGGAGAAAAAACAAAUGGUAAUAUUUCCUCUUGCAAUGCAUAAACAAUUUAUGGAAUUGAUUUCCCUGAAGUAUACAAAUGGACAUUAGCUUAUGUGGCUUUAAAUAAAGGAUUUGGUAUACAGUAUAAAAAGUGACUAGACCAGUAUGUAUUAGUCAUGAUAGCCAAAUGAAACUUCCUUCUUUAAAGGUAUUAGACCAGCAUAAAUUAAUGAGGUGACCAAUGUUAUUGUGUCCUUCAUAUGAACUUCUCAGUUUGUAAGUGGAAUUCUGAUCUGUGAGAUUUUUAGGUCGUUUUAUUAAAGGAGAAAAAAAAACAAGAACAAAAAAUGUAUUUAGCCUAGGAGCCAUGGGUUCAGUUUGAAUUAGUAGAAAGCCACUGUAUCCUGAAAGCCAUUUUAUAAUAAUUGUCAAUAACAAACUACAGGGAUUCUUAUUCUAGAUUAAACCUAUAGUAUCAUUUGCAUUACUAUUUAUGCAUAUGGGAGUUCUAGAUGGACUGCUUUGUCUUUAUUAGCAAUGCAACAUAUACAAACUCAACGACUAAACCUAAUAUGUUAAAAUAGUAAAUUAUAUCUGUAGAUAUCUGGUAUAUCAGAUUUUUUAAAAUUCUUAUUCAUUAGAUUUUUCCAAGAGUUCGAAGUAAUUUGCAUAAUACUCCCUCUUCAAUAUCUCAGCAUAGCAACAAUUUUGUGCUGGGGUGAGGUGGGCUGAAAAAUAGCAGCUAACCAAAAGUCACCCUAUAAAUUUCCAUGACCAUGGCUCUCAUCAUAGCCGUAAUCCAAUAUUUAAUCAUACUCCUGUCUCUCAGUUAUUAAGACAUUCUAGGCAUAGGAUCCCCUCUCCUGCAGUGGGAUUUCCUUUAUAACUAAAGGUGUACACUAAUUUAGUGAGAAUGGGUUUUUAUAAUUUAUUAAAAAUCAUAUUUAAUGUUUCAGUUGCUUUGCUAUCUCUGCUGUAUCGAAUAUUUUUAACAAGGGUAGCAAGAAACAAGAUCUUGGGAUAAUGUGCUGCAUUUAUUUUAUGUGAUCUUAUUUUGAUUUAGGCAUGAUUAAGCCAAUAUUAUUGCAAUGAUUUUCUUGUUUAGACCAAUACCAGAAGCA
Molecule: messenger RNA, 6180 nt
Organism: Notechis scutatus (mainland tiger snake)
Lineage: Eukaryota; Metazoa; Chordata; Lepidosauria; Squamata; Elapidae
Gene: SLC4A1
Product: solute carrier family 4 member 1 (Diego blood group)
Biological process (GO): transmembrane transport; regulation of intracellular pH; bicarbonate transport
Cellular component (GO): plasma membrane; basolateral plasma membrane
Molecular function (GO): bicarbonate transmembrane transporter activity; solute:inorganic anion antiporter activity; monoatomic anion transmembrane transporter activity
Source: RefSeq, a predicted model, not a curated record